Echinops telfairi (small Madagascar hedgehog) is the source of this 7224-nucleotide messenger RNA. RefSeq names its product lysine methyltransferase 2B (gene KMT2B). Gene Ontology annotation, biological process: positive regulation of DNA-templated transcription. Lineage: Eukaryota; Metazoa; Chordata; Mammalia; Afrosoricida; Tenrecidae. The record is from RefSeq and is a predicted model, not a curated record. The transcript has 40 exons. The coding region runs from base 1 to 6915 and encodes 2304 amino acids. Gene Ontology annotation, molecular function: DNA binding; protein binding; zinc ion binding. Gene Ontology annotation, cellular component: histone methyltransferase complex; nucleus.
AUGUGGCCCCCAGUUCCCUGCGCUCCGCGCUCCGAUCCCAGCGAGGUCGAGCCCCCCGAGGUCGGGGCCGCAAGCUCGGGCAUGCGAGCCCUCUACCCCGCGUCGCUCUCGGGGCCGGCCCCCAGGAAGGCCAGCGGGCCCCUGCAGGAAGAAGCCACCAGCAGUGGUGAACUGGCGGUUGGAAGUGCAAAGAAGGGCCAGGCCCGGGUCCUGGGACCCCCAAGCGUGGAGGACAGUCUAGGCGAGGAGGCCGUGGCGGCAGAGGCCGUGGCCGCAGUGGGCUCCCGCUUCACCACCGCUGGAGGCCCUGCAGAAGACAGCCCCACUGUGGUCCCCAAAAGUACCACCUUCCUGAAGAACAUCCGGCAGUUUAUCAUGCCUGUGGUGAGUGCCCGCUCCUCCCGGGUCAUCAAGACGCCCAGGCGAUUUAUGGAUGAAGAUCCCCCGAGGCCCUCAAAGGUGGAGGUCUCCCCCAUUCCCACGCCAGCUCCACUGCCUGAGAAGAGACGGUCGAUCCUAAGGGAACCCACAUUUCGCUGGACCUCGCUGACCCGGGAGCUGCCCCCGCCACCAGCACCGCCACCUCCAGCCCCCCCUCCAGUCCAGCCCCCAGCUCCUCCACCUCCACCGCCACCUCCUCCUCCCCUUCCCCCUCCUCCCCCUGCCCUGACAACCCCAUCUCGGAGGCCCCUCCUCCUCCGGGCCCCUCAGUUCACCCCCAGCGAGGCCCACCGCAAGAUCUAUGAGUCCGUGCUCACCACGCCACCCCUCGGGACACCUGAAGCCCCUGAGCCAGAGCCACCGCCUGCUGACGACUCUCCAGCUGAGGCUGAGCCACGGGCGGUGGGCCGCACCAACCACCUCAGCCUGCCCAGAUUUGCCCCUGUGGUCGCCAGCCCUGUGAAGGCUGAGGAGCCCCCCCAGGAGGCUCCACCUCUGAGCAAUGAGCAGCAGCCCCUGGCUCAGCCACAGCCGCCCCAGCAGGCCCUGCAAGCCCAGCAAGCCCAGCUCCUCCCUUCGCAGCAGCCCCCAAUGCAAGUGCAGCCGCCAUCGCCCCUGGAAAAGGCCCGGCUCGCGGGCCUGGGCUCCCUGCCGCUGUCAGGGGUAGAGGAGAAAAUGAUCAGCCUCCUCAAAAGGGCCAAGGUGCAGCUGUUCAAGAUCGACCAGCAGCAGCAGCAGAAGGUGGCGGCGGCCGUGCCGCUGAGUCCUGGAGGGCAGAUGGAGGAGGUCAUGGGGACUGUCAAGCAGAUCCCAGACCGAGGUUCUGUCAGAUCGGAAGAUGAAUCAGUGGACGCUAAGAGAGAGCGACCCUCGGGCCCUGAGUCCCCUGUGCAAGGUCCCCGCAUCAAACAUGUCUGCCGCCAUGCUGCUGUGGCCCUGGGGCAGGCCCGGGCCAUGGUGCCCGAAGAUGUCCCCCGUCUCAGUGCACUCCCUCUCCGGGACCGGCAGGACCUCGCCACCGAGGAGAUGUCAUCCGCAUCUGAGACUGAGAGCGUCCCUUCACAGUCCCAGCAGGAAAAGGUGGAGGCAGCCGGGCCAGGUGGGGAUUCCGAGCCUUCCGUGUCUGCAGGGGCCCUGGCCCAUACGCCCCGGCGCUCGUUGCCCUCCCACCACGGCAAGAAGAUGCGCAUGGCCCGGUGCGGGAACUGCCGGGGCUGCCUGCGGGUGCAGGACUGUGGGUCCUGUGUCAACUGCCUGGACAAGCCCAAGUUUGGGGGCCCCAACACCAAGAAGCAGUGCUGUGUAUACCGGAAGUGUGACAAGAUAGAGGCCCGGAAGAUGGAACGGCUAGCUAAGAAAGGCCGGACGAUAGUGAAGACGCUGUUGCCCUGGGAUUCCGAUGAAUCUCCGGAGGCCUCCCCUGGUCCUCCAGGCCCACGCCGGGGGGCGGGAUCUGGGGGGCCCCGGGAGGAGGUGGUGGCCCCCCAAGGGCCCGAGGAGCAGGACUCCCUCCUACUGCAGCGCAAGUCAGCCCGGCGCUGCGUCAAACAGCGACCCUCCUAUGAUAUCUUCGAGGACUCGGACGAUUCAGACCCCGGGGGUCCCCCUGCUCCCCGUCGUCGGACCCCCCGAGAGAAUGAGCUACCAGUCCCAGAACCCGAGGAGCAGAGCCGGCCUCGCAAACCCACCCUGCAGCCUGUGGUGCAGCUCAAGGCCCGCAGGCGUCUGGACAAGGACUCGUUGGCCCCUGGCCCCUUUGCUUCUUUCCCCAAUGGCUGGACUGGAAAGCAGAAGUCCCCUGACGGAGUGCACCGGGUUCGCGUGGACUUCAAGGAGGACUGUGACCUGGAGAACGUGUGGUUGAUGGGCGGCCUGAGCGUGCUCACCUCCGUGCCCGGGGGCCCGCCCAUGGUGUGCCUGCUCUGCGCCAGCAAAGGCCUGCAUGAGCUGGUGUUCUGCCAAGUCUGCUGUGACCCCUUUCAUCCCUUCUGCCUGGAGGAGGCCGAACGGCCCCUGCCCCAGCACCACGACACCUGGUGCUGCCGCCGCUGCAAGUUCUGCCAUGUCUGUGGGCGCAAAGGCCGGGCCACCAAGCACCUCCUCGAGUGUGAGCGCUGCCGCCAUGCCUACCACCCAGCCUGCCUGGGGCCCAGCUACCCAACCAGGGCCACACGCAAGCGGCGCCACUGGAUCUGCUCGGCCUGCGUGCGCUGUAAGAGCUGUGGGGCAACUCCAGGCAAGAACUGGGACGUGGAGUGGUCUGGAGACUACAGCCUCUGCCCCCGGUGCACUCAGCUCUAUGAGAAAGGAAACUACUGCCCCAUCUGCACCCGCUGCUACGAGGACAACGACUACGAGAGCAAGAUGAUGCAGUGUGCACAGUGCGACCACUGGGUGCACGCCAAGUGUGAGGGCCUCUCAGAUGAGGACUACGAGAUCCUCUCGGGGCUGCCGGACUCUGUACUGUACACCUGUGGGCCAUGUGCCGGGGCCACCUCCCCCCGCUGGCGAGAGGCUCUCCACGGGGCCUUACGGGGGGGCCUACGCCAGGUGCUCCAGGGCCUGCUGAACUCCAAGGUGGUGGGCCCACUGCUGCUGUGCACCCAGUGCGGGCAGGACGGGAAUCGGCUGCAUCCUGGGCCCUGUGGUCUGCAGGCGGUGAGCCAGCGCUUUGAGGAGGGUCACUACACCUCUGUGCACAGCUUCAUGGAGGACAUGGUGAGCAUUCUGACAAGGCACUCCGAAGAGGGAGAGGCCCCCGAGCGCCGGGCUGGAGGCCAGAUGAAGGGGCUCCUGCUGAAACUGCUGGAGUCGACAUUUGGCUGGUUUGAUGCCCACGACCCCAAGUACUGGCGACGGAGUACCCGGCUGCCAAAUGGUGUCCUUCCCAAUGCAGUGCUGCCCCCAUCCCUGGACCAUGUCUAUGCUCAGUGGAGGCAGCAGGAGCCAGAGACCCCAGAAUCGGGGCAGCCUCCCGGGGGCCCCUCGGCAGCUUCCCAGGGCAAGGAUCCAGCUGCCGCGCCCCCCGUGGAGGACCCCCGUCAAUGUGCCCUGUGCCUCAAGUACGGGGAUGCCGACUCCAAGAAGGCCGGGCGGCUCCUGUACAUCGGGCAGAAUGAGUGGACACACGUCAACUGUGCCAUCUGGUCGGCCGAAGUCUUUGAGGAGAACGACGGCUCCCUCAAGAACGUGCACGCUGCUGUGGCCCGAGGGCGGCAGAUGCGCUGUGAGUUCUGCCAGAAGCCCGGCGCCACGGUGGGCUGCUGCCUGCCCUCCUGCCUCAGCAACUUCCACUUCAUGUGCGCCCGCUCCAGCUGCUGCAUCUUCCAGGACGACAAGAAGGUGUUCUGCCGGAAACACACGGACCUGCUAGAUGGCAAGGAGAUCGUGACCCCCGAUGGCUUCGAUGUUCUGCGCCGAGUGUAUGUGGAUUUUGAGGGCAUCAACUUCAAGCGAAAGUUCAUGACGGGGCUUGAACCUGAUGCCAUCAACGUGCUCAUUGGCUCCAUCCGAAUCGACUCCCUGGGAACCCUGUCUGAUCUCUCGGACUGCGAUGGACGGCUCUUCCCCGUCGGCUACGAGUGCUCCCGCCUGUACUGGAGCACAGUGGAUGCUCGGCGGCGCUGCUGGUAUCGGUGCCGAAUUCUGGAGUAUCGGCCAUGGGGGCCGAGGGAAGAGCCGGUCCACUUGGAGGCAGCAGAGGAGAACCAGACCAUUGUGCACAGCCCUACCCCAUCCUCAGAGCCCCGAGAUCAUGAGAACCCCCUGCCAGCCACCGACAUCCCUGCCCCCGGAGCGCCUGAGCAUCAUUCCCUGACCCCGAGCCUGGACCCCCCACUUCGGUCAGAUCCAAGCAACGCCUUUCCACUGGCUCCCCGUUCUUUCUCGGGGGCCCGAAUCAAAGUGCCCAACUACUCGCCAUCCCGGCGGCCCUUGGGGGGCAUCUCCUUUGGACCCCUGCCCUCCCCCGGAAGUCCUUCCUCUCUGACCCACCACAUCCCUACAGUGGGCGAGCCAGACUUCCCAGCCACCCCCAGACGCUCCCGCCGGCCCAGCCCGCUGACCCCUAGGCUGCCACCCGCCCGGCGUGCCUCCCCGCCCCUCAGAACUUCCCCUCCACUCAGGGUGCCCCCUCCUACCUCAGUCAUUGCAACCCUCGCACCUACCUCAGGGGAGCUGGCUCUCCCUGGCCUGGCCCCAUCUCCUCCGCCACCCCCCGUAGACCUGGGCCCAGACUUUGAGGACAUGGAGGUGGUGUCAGGACUGAGUGCUGCUGACCUGGACUUUGCAGCCAGCCUGCUGGGGACCGAGCCCUUUCAGGAAGAGAUUGUGGCCGCAGGGGCCGUGGGGAGCAGUCACGGGGCCCUGGGGGACAGCUCCGAGGAGGAGGCCAGCCCCAGCUCCCACUACAUUCACUUCCCUGUGACUGUGGUGCCCGGCCCUGCCGUGACCCCUGGCACCCUCCCGGGAAUGCCUCGCAUCGAGCAGCUGGAUGGCGUGGACGACGGCACAGACAGUGAGGCCGAGGUGGUCCAGCAGCCUCGGGGCCAGGGGGCUCCACCAUCAGGGCCAGGGGUAGGCCGGGCUGGGAUCAUCGGGGCUGCAGGGGACAGGGCCCGACCGCCUGAGGAUCUGCCAUCCGAAAUCGUGGAUUUUGUAUUGAAGAAUCUAGGGGGGCCUGGAGAAGGGGGUGCGGGCCCCAGAGAGGAGCCGCUUCCCCCACCUCCACCUCUUGCCAAUGGCAGCCAGCCCCCCCAGGGCCUGCCCCCCAGCCCGGCUGACCCCACCCGGACAUUUGCCUGGCUCCCUGGGGCCCCUGGGGUCCGAGUACUGAGCCUCAGCCCUGCCCCCGAGCCCCCCAAACCCGCCACAUCCAAAAUCAUCCUGGUCAACAAACUGGGGCAAGUGUUCGUGAAGAUGGCUGGGGAGGGUGAGCCUGUCUCCUCACCAGUCAAACAGCAGCCCCUGCCCCCUCCCAUCCCCUCCGCAGCCCCCACCUCGUGGACUCUGCCCUCAGGACCCCUGCUGAGCGUGCUGCCAGUGGUAGGGGUGGUUCGCCCCGCCCCUCCGCCCCCACCCCCACCCUUGACGCUGGUGUUGAGCAGUGGACCCCCCAGCCCCCCCCGCCAGGCUAUCCGCAUCAAGCGGGUAUCCACCUUCUCUAGCCGUUCCCCACCAGCCACGCCCCCAAGCAAGACUCCCCGGCUGGAAGAAGAUGGAGAGGCCUUGGAAGCCGACCCCCAACUUCCGGGGCUUGGCGGUAGCAGCGGUGGCAGCAGGUUUAGCCGGGUGAGGAUGAAGACCCCCACCGUGCAGGGCAUUUGCGGCCUGGACGACCUUGGGGAGCCCGCUGGAGAGGACAGCCCUGGGCUCUUCCAGGGACAGUCUCCUCUGCUGCCACUUCCUGACCGUGAGCCGCCUCGCGUCCCUGAUGGUCCCCCCGACUUGCUGCUUGAACCCCAGUGGCACCACUACACAGGCCCAGGUGAGGCUUCUAGCUCUGAGGAAGAGCCUCCAUCCCCCGAGGACAAAGAAAACCAAGCUCCCCGGCGGGCUGGCCCUCAUCUGCGUUUUGAGAUCAGCAGCGAGGAUGGCUUCAGUGUGGAGGCUGAGAGCUUAGAAGGAGCGUGGAGAACUCUGAUUGAGAAGGUGCAGGAGGCCCGGGGGCAUGCCCGGCUCAGACAUCUCUCAUUUAGUGGAAUGAGUGGGGCAAGGCUCCUGGGCAUCCACCACGACGCGGUCAUCUUCCUGGCCGAGCAGCUGCCUGGGGCCCAGCACUGCCAGCACUACAAGUUCCGCUACCACCAGCAGGGGGAGGGCCAGGAGGAGCCGCCCCUCAACCCCCACGGCGCAGCCCGGGCCGAGGUCUAUCUCCGCAAGUGCACCUUUGACAUGUUCAACUUCCUGGCCUCCCAGCACCGAGCGCUCCCGGAGGGGGCGGCCUGCGACGAGGAGGAGGAUGAGGUGCAGCUCAGGUCCACCAGGCGGGCCACCAGCCUGGAGCUGCCCAUGGCCAUGCGCUUUCGCCACCUCAAGAAAACAUCCAAAGAAGCUGUGGGGGUCUACAGGUCGGCCAUCCAUGGAAGGGGCCUGUUCUGCAAGCGCAACAUCGACGCCGGGGAGAUGGUCAUCGAGUACUCGGGCAUCGUCAUUCGCUCCGUGCUGACUGACAAGCGGGAGAAGUUCUAUGACGGGAAGGGCAUCGGGUGCUACAUGUUCCGCAUGGACGACUUCGACGUGGUGGACGCUACCAUGCACGGCAACGCGGCCCGCUUCAUCAACCACUCGUGUGAGCCCAACUGCUUCUCGCGCGUCAUCCACGUGGAGGGCCAGAAGCACAUCGUCAUCUUCGCCUUGCGCCGCAUCCUGCGCGGGGAGGAGCUCACCUACGACUACAAGUUCCCCAUCGAGGACGCCAGCAACAAGCUGCCCUGCAACUGCGGCGCCAAGCGCUGCCGGCGCUUCCUCAACUGAGCCUGGGGACCUCCCCCGCCCGCCCUGCUGACGUUCCCUAGUCUGGGGGCGGAGAGGCCUUUGCCGGUCGGCUCCCCCCAGUAGCUCUUCCCGUCCACAUGCUCAGGGUGGACGUGGGCCACAGGUGACGGGAGCCUGCCUUCCCCCCUCCAGCCCACCUAGCAAUUGCCCCUUUUCCUGCCCUGGGGGCCCAGGAUGUAGAUAUUGUACAAAAGUUUCUAAAUCCCUUCUUUUCUAUGCACUUUUUUAUUUAAGGGGAGGGGGGUCCCAGGUGGGAACCCCCCACAAUAAAGUCUGUCGAUGUUUGGA